CAGCGACGCUUCUCCAUCCAGGCUAGUUUUUGUCUGGUCGGCGGCACGGAUCUCCUUACAAAAGCCUUCAAUUUCACAGAAAAUAAACGUGCAAAUAGCACCCCGACUAAGUCAUUGAAAUAUUGAGUUGUUCAAGUUGUAAUUGAAGUCCAGGAUAGAAAGAAGUAAGAUACAAAAUGGCUGGAGUUCCGCCAACUUUUAACCCGAAACCGGUCGAUCCCAAGUCACGACCAAAACCAUCGCCACCCAAGUUCCUGAAACAUCAGGUCUAUGAAGAUGCCGUUGUCUUCCGCCGGAUCGACGAGCAUGCCAUAACGGUGGCGCGUAACCCUCAUAAGAACUUCCGGGAUCUUAUGUGGGAUCUGGUUUACCGUGCCAACUUUACCGACCUCGAGAAAGUUAGAAUCAUUUUCCGAUGGAUGACUGCCAAGAACAUGUACAUCAUCCAGUUCGACCAGGAGCUGCCUGGGACACCUGAGGAGGUGCUGACUGCCUUCAGGAGGAGGAAGGGAACCUUCGCCAAGAUCCUGGAGACCAUGUGCAUCCAUGCUGGUCUUCACUGUGUCACUGUCAAUGGAUUUGCCAAGGGUGUUGACUACCACCCAGGAAAGAUCUUCACUGGUACUGCCUAUAACCAUAGCUGGAAUGCCGUCAAUGUUGCUGGCUCUUGGCAACUGAUCGAUGCCCACUGGGCAACCAGGUACCUUUCCUCCGAGAAGAAUCUGCCUGAGAAUCUCGUCUAUGAGUAUGACGACUUCUACUUCCUGAUGGAGCCCCAACAGGCUGUGUACAGCCACUUCCCUGAGGAUAGCUCAUGGCAGCUCCUCCCCAGGCCUGUCAACCUGGCCCAGUAUGAGGACCUCCCUCUGGCCAAGUCGCAGUUCUUCAAGUGCUACCUGGAUUUCCUUGAGAACAACCAUGGCGUUGUCCGCACCAAGGACGGCAAGCUCCAGAUGACCUUGGCCUUCUGGAGACCUUGCACUUUCACCUUUAAGUUGGCUUUUGUCGAUUCGUUCUCCGAGGAAUACAAAGGACAGGAUUUGAAGAACUACGUCCUCCAGGAGACAACCGGAAACAGGAUCAACUUCUUCCUCCGUGCACCAACCAAGGGAGAGUUCUACCUGACCAUCUACGCCCAGCAUAUCCCCGAUAAGCUGACCAUCGAGACUACUUUCCGGGCUGCAGCUGAAUACAAGAUCAUCUGUGACAAGGCAGCUGAAGAUUCGCAUCCAUACCCGAAGUGCUCCGACACCAACUGGGGCCCAGGUUACCCAGUGUCGCAGUUCGACCUCAUCCCGAAUACUAAGGAGGGAGUCAUCACUGCACCCAACGGACAUGCCGAUGUCGGAUUCUUUAAGAAUGACCCGAAAGUCAAUCUCCUUGCUAAGCUGAAGAAACCAGGCAUGGAAGACCAGACCUUGGAUCGCUGCAUCAAGGAGCAGGACCGUGGCAACGAGUGCAACUUCAGUGUCGAUCUUCCCCAGCGUGGCGAGUAUGGUUUGGAGAUCUAUGCGAACAAGCCUGAAGAUGGCACCACGUACACCCACAUGUGCCAGUACAUGCUCGCCUACCCUGAGAAACCGCAAGGAGACAAGCAGUUCAAGGAGAACUACGACUUGACACCUGUAACCAGUGCCAAGCCGGGUAGUGCCCACAUGAUCAAGCCUUAUGGUAGCUACCAACCUGGAACUGGCUCGCUUGCCGCUGAUGCUGGUAUGGAGAAGAAGUCGCCCUCCAAGAAGGGCAAGAAGGGACCAGCUACCGCUCCCAAGCCAGGCCAACAGCAUGCCUAUGAGGAGGAACUCCCACCACCACCGCCAGAGUUCCUGCAGCCAAUGCAGGACACCCAGUUCCAAUACGUGCCCAGGAAGGAUGAGACUACAGGUUACCCAUCGUUGGCUACUCAAGCUGCGACCGGCCAGAGACCUGGAGAUGAGAGGAUGGGACCGUACCAGGGACGCAAACCAGCUGGAGCACCAGGUUCUCCUGGAGUCAAUGAGGAGGCGAUUAGCCCUCAGUAUGCUGGACAGCAGAUGAGGACAGCUGUUUCCCCUGGCUCGUAUCAGGGUCACUUUGUCAUGGGAGGUCCUGAUUUGGCUGCACCGGAGGGCACAUUCUUCAAGGGGAAAGAUGCCAAUGACCCCCAGGGAAGGUUUUUCAAGGGGAUUGAUCCAAGGCAGUCUUACAAGGGAACUGACCCCCAGGGUCAUUUCAUUCAAGGGCAGGACCCACAGGGCGGGUCUUAUAGGGCCACUGAUCCUGAAGGGCGUUUCUUCAAGGGUGUGGACCCGAGGCAAGGGUCUGUAAAGGGGAGUGACCCACAAGGGCGGGUUUUUGAAGGGCAAGACCCACAGGGCCAGUUCUUUGAUAAGAACGACCCAGAAGGGCAUUUUUUCAUGGGCGGGGAUCCUAGGCAAGGUUCACUUAAGGGCAAUGACCCUGAAGGACGCUUCUUCAAGGGUCAGGACCCAAGGCAGGGAUCCCUCAAGGGCACUGAUCCACAGGGUCAGUUCUUUGAUAAGGACGACCCUGAAGGACGCUUCUUCAAGGAUGGGGACCCAAGGCAAGGGUCACUAAAGGGCACUGAUCCAGAAGGACGCUUCUUCAAGGGUCAGGACCCAAGGCAGGGAUCCCUCAAGGGCACUGAUCCACAGGGUCAGUUCUUUGAUAAGGACGACCCCCAAGGACGCUUCUUCAAGGAUGGAGACCCAAGACAAGGGUCACUAAAGGGCAAUGAUCCAGAAGGACGCUUCUUCAAGGGUCAGGACCCGAGGCAGGGUUCCUUAAAGGGCACUGAUCCACAGGGUCAGUUCUUUGAUAAGGACGACCCUAAAGGACGCUUCUUCAAGGAUGGAGACCCAAGACAAGGGUCACUAAAGGGCAAUGAUCCAGAAGGACGCUUCUUCAAGGGUCAGGACCCAAGGCAGGGAUCCCUCAAGGGCACUGAUCCACAGGGUCAGUUCUUUGAUAAGAACGACCCUGAAGGACGCUUCUUCAAGGAUGGAGACCCAAGACAAGGGUCACUAAAGGGCAGUGAUCCAGAAGGUCGCUUCUUCAAGGGUCAGGACCCGAGGCAGGGUUCCUUAAAGGGCACUGAUCCACAGGGUCAGUUCUUUGAUAAGAACGACCCUGAAGGACGCUUUUUCAAGGAUGGAGACCCAAGACAAGGGUCACUAAAGGGCACAGAUCCAGAAGGACGCUUCUUCAAGGGUCAGGACCCAAGGCAGGGAUCCUUAAAGGGCACUGAUCCACAGGGUCAGUUCUUUGAUAAGGACGACCCUGAAGGACGCUUCUUCAAAGAUGGAGACCCAAGGCAAGGGUCGCUCCGGGGCCAUUAUAACGAUCCACAGGGGAAGUUUUUCAAGGGGGAUGAACCCCAAAGGGCAUCACUUAAGGGUAAAUACCCUCAUGGACAGAGUUCCACGGGGACUGAUCCCCAUGGAGAGUCAUAUUAUGGAAAUGACCCACAGAUUGAAUUUUUUGAGGGGACUGACCCUGAAGGGAGAUUUUUUAUGGGUGGGGACCCUCAUCAGGGUUCGAUGAAGGGAAAUGACCCUCAAAUCCAGUUCAUCAAGGGAGGUGACCCUCAGCGACAGUCAUUGAAGGGAGGACAGGGCGAGCAAUCUGCUCCAGAAAGCUACGGACAACCAGGAGUUGGCUAUGGCUACCCAGGUGACGGGGGAUCUGGAUAUGGCCCUGGCGACCAAGGAAAGGGUGGCCCAGGGGACAGAGGAUCUGGAUAUGGCCCUGGUGACCAAGGAAAGGGUGGUCCAGGGGACCGAGGAUCUGGAUAUGGCCCUGGUGACCGAGGAUCUGGAUAUGGUAGUCCAUAUUAUGGUACUGACAGAGGAAAUGAAGGACCCUACCCAGGCUACCAAGGUGCCCCGAUUGAAUCUGGUGAGGCCUACAUUGAGCCCAACUGGACUACAACCCUGAACCUUGAGCUGGCUCCCCCAGAGGAUUUCAUCCCCCAUAAGGUUGAGAGCAAGACUAGCAGUGCCCAGCACGCUACUCCUGCUCCUGCCCCUCCACCACAGGAGGCCGAGUUCCAGCAACAGGAGACGAAUGAUGAGAAGUUCAAAGCAGUUGAUCAGCACGCUAUUGAGGUGUCCAAAAUGGACCACAAGAACUUCCGUGAUUUGGUUUGGCAUCUGAUCUACGCCAGGAGCAUCUCUGAUGAACUAGAAAAGGCUAGGGCCAUCUUCCUUUGGCUGUGCACCAAGGACUUGAACGGUGUCCAUUUCACCAACCCAGACAAAGACUCCCCUGAAGAAAUCCUCAUGGGUCUCAAAACAGGAAAGACAACAUACGCCCAGAUCUUUGAAACACUCUGCAGUUACGCUGGUCUCCACUGCGUCAUCCUGACCGGUUUCGCAAAGGGUGCUGAGUACAAGCCAGGCAUGAAGUUUACUGGACGAGAGGGCCAGCAUUCAUGGAAUGCCGUCUUGAUUCAUGGUGUGUGGCGACUGGUCGAUUGUCAUUGGGCCGCAAGACGUCUCAUUGGAAAGCACGCAAAUGUUGAAAAUGUCCGCUAUGAACUUGACUUGUAUUACUUCGGACCAAACUCAGCCCAACUCAUCUACACCCAUUUCCCUGAUGAACAGGAUUGGCAGUUACUUAAGCGCCCAAUUUCCCAGUCCGAGUUUGAACAGCUUGCACCUGUCAAAUCAGCUUUCUUCAAAUACGGCUUAGAGUUGAAGAGUCACCGCCAAGCUGUUAUCAAUUGUAAUGGUGAGGUCACCUUGGCGAUUACCUUCCCACCCCACAGGACAGAUCUGGCGUUCACAUUUAGCAUAAGCACUGAUGACGGCCAAGAUGUCUUGAAGGGAGUCAAGUUGUCGCAGUAUGGUAUGCAGGAGACCCAAGGCAAUGAAGCUGUCUUCCGACUCAGAUUCCCAGAGUCCGGCUCAUACAAGUUACUCAUCUAUGCCAAGGAGGUUGAUCUAGCUCAUAAGGAUGCUGUAUAUGGCGCGGUGUGUGAAUACAGAAUUGAUGCCCACCUACCAGCCGGUAAGGUCAUUACUCCCUACCCACCAUGCCCACAGACUACCUGGGGCCCAGCAGAAGCAGCAGCAAGGUACGCCUUCCAGCCUCUGCAACAGGGAAGUGUGUUCCACAGCUUCGACGGUUCAUGCGAUAUCAAAUUCACUAUGCCACGAGGCGUGACCUUGAGAUUCAUGGGCAAGUUGAAGAGUAACGAUCACAAAGAUGCCGACCUUGAGGAAUGUGUAAUUUAUCGAAGUGUCAACGACCAAGCUAUUUUCAAUAUUACCUUCCCAAGCAAGGGCGAGUAUGGUCUUGAAGUUUACGCCAAUGACCCAGAAAAGGACGGCAAUACCUUAUACCACGUCUGGCAAUACCUGAUCACCAGUGAGACCCAAGGUUCAACCAAAGGUAUUAACCUUCCCCCAGGUUACCUUGGCCCACAACCAAAGUUUGCCCAACUCGGUUUGGAAACAACUAGCCACUCGGAUCCCUACAUUACAACUUCACAAGGCGUUGUCACCAUCGAUCUACGUACCUCUCAACCAAUCCGCAUCACCACACAGCUCCUGUAUGCAUCAGAUGGUGCCAAUGACGACAUGAGCCAGUACGUCUUACAACAAAUGAACGGUGAGAUGCUCUCCUUCGUUUGCAAGCUGCCAAAGGUUGGCGUCUACAAGCUUCAGAUUUUCGCUCUCCCAUACACUGACCCAAGUGAGAGUCUCCCAGGUGUUUUCAACUUUGUCAUCGAGACCACUGGCCACGCAGACGACUUGCCGUUCCCGAAACAGUUUGCCCAGUGGAAGGAGGGAUGCUUCUUAUCCAGCCCACAGGUCGGUCACCUUGAAAAGAAAACACAAGACAGGAAUGGUUCCGUCUUCUUCAACCUGAGCGUACCCAAAGCUGGAGCCGUAGCCGUCGUCGUAGGCGAGGAAUGGACCCAGUUGAACGACAAGGACGGCAGGUGGGAGGGAAACGUUCCCUUUGCCGAGCAUUGGGGCAACGAGAGCAAGGUCUCGCUCUGCGCCAACUAUGGUUCAGUUCAGUCCAGCUACAGCACUCUGCUGGAGUUCAGCAUGUAAAGGCUUCAUUUAUCCAACUUUCAAGACACUGCUUUGCUUUUUAGAGACUGGGAAGGUAAAACGAACAAAUCCUGCGUGGUCUUUCUUCGUCAUGUUCUGUUUACAUGUAGGUAUGAGAAAUUCUACAUUUUUCUCAUCUCGGUUCGAAAUUCUGCAAAAUUUUAAAAUUUUAAAAUUUGCAUUUUGUAGUUUAUCCAACAAAUUGAAAUGUAUUGUGAUAUAUCAUCCUGCUGUCAUAACUUAACUCCACCAUCAAACUUCACUUUGAUCAAAUGUGUUUAAGAAAGUCUAUGACAUAAUCAAGGGUUAACUGUAUGUAUUUAUGAUCAAAACCAACUGUUAAAACAGAGAAGUAAAAACCAAGUUGAAGUGGAAAAGCCUUCUGAUGUAUACAUUUAUUUCAUGUAAUAGUCGCACAGUGAAUAGUCUAAUUGUUAGCAUGUAACUUCUACAUGAUUAUAUAAGGGUUGUAGGAUUUCUAUUGACCGAAUCUAAAUGUUAGUGCAUGUAUUUGUUGAGCAACCAAACUGUCUGGUAGAUUAGACCCAUGGUGUGUAGAAUGUCCGCUUUUAAUAUGGCCCAAGGCUGGAGAAUUUAAGCUCUUGAAGAGGAUGUCUGUAUUUUAACUCUUUGCUCACGCAGGUUUUUGACAAUUGCCCAAAUGACACCAUCUCAUUCUCAUUCUGAAUUUAGUGAUUUCUAACCUCCUCUUGCGCAGUUUUAAACGACUGUUACGCACUUACAGUAACCUUCUUGAUGUCAGCUCUCUAUCUUGGCUGAUUUGGGUUUAAAGUCUUCUUCCUUGUCCCAUGGUGCAGUGAGCUAUGCCUGCUGUAGACUCGAGUGUUGUGUUCAUGGGAUGAUGUGCUGUAGCAUGCCUGAAUCUGAUGUAUUCUUCUUAACCAUUUCAUUUUGUCCUUAGCUAAACUCCUGUGGUUGAUAUACAGUUUUGAAUACGUCCUUGCCAGCGUUGUUAGGUUCUUCAAUACUAUUCUUGAUAAAGCCGAGUGCUAGAAUAAUUGUAUUUUCCCGGACAACUUAAAUUUCUUAUAUUUUCUGAUAUUGAUAUGUAUUAUGUUCAUGAUGAAAUGUACAAGAAGAAACCUGUGUUACAGAAGAAAGUACAAAUUGUAUUGAAGUAAAUUUCAUUUGUAAAUUGAAAUCUCGGUAAUUGUCCAUCCAUUAUGUCCAGUAAUUCAAAAACUGUGAUCUGUGCAGAAGCUUGCGUUAUUUUAAACGAAGAAGUUGUUCCCAAAACAAGAUAAAUCAACUGUUAAUCAAUGGUCUGUUUUGUUUACUGCAGUGCAGAACGUCAAUGUUGUUACGCAAAUAUCUCAAUGUUUAUUCCCUUUUGAUGCUAAUAUUGACUGAUUUUCUAUAAAUUGUUUUUUUACACAUAUCCUCAAUAUUUCAAAAUCUGACAGUUUUUCAUGUUAUAACUUUCAAGGUUAAUUUUCCUAGCUUAACUCAAUCAUGUAUUACAACUAUCUUGAAAUAUGGUUGUCAAUUUGUUGCCCUGGCAUACAUGAUCAUGGAAAUCAUUCUACUGUCCUUUCUGUUUUAAUGUCACAGCUUAAUAAAAGCUUAAUAAAUCUUGUUUAAACCAAA
This is a messenger RNA of Lineus longissimus, 7673 nucleotides long. RefSeq lists its product as uncharacterized. The transcript is spliced from 12 exons. NCBI's taxonomy places the organism in Eukaryota, Metazoa, Nemertea, Pilidiophora, Heteronemertea, Lineidae. The coding region runs from base 177 to 6065 and encodes 1962 amino acids. The record is from RefSeq and is a predicted model, not a curated record.